GAGCCUCCUAACGAAACAUGCAUAGUAGCCACAGGACGUUAUCUUUUGUGCAGGACGUCAAGCUCCCGCUACUUCUUGCCUCUUCUUUGCUUGCCCCCGGCAACGACCACAGCUCCUUCCAGUGCUGAAGACUGCUUUGCAGUUACUUGCUUAGGACACCAGGAGGCUGGCUCUAGAGAGGAUCUUCCCUGUCUGCAUCUCCCUCGGUUACAUCACUUCCUCCUUGCUUUCUUCUGCGAUAUUACAGAUCGUGGCAGGCGACGCUGUGUGCUCGUUGAGCCCUGGAGGCAUUACCAAACUUCGCCGAUAAUUCCCCUCAUGCUUUCAGAUUAAAGGCUGGGGGAAGGAGGAAUUACAGUUUGCCUUGAUCUUUUUGUAGAGACGAAUCCAGUCCCUCGUGGAGACUUUUGGAAACAUGGGAGUCACUUGUGUUUCUCAGAUGCCGGUAGCAGAGGGUAAGAGUGUUCAGCAGACAGUGGAAAUCCUAACAAGAAAACUGGAACUACUCGGAGCAGAGAAACAGGGAACUUUUGGUGUGGACUGUGAAACAUACCACACUGCACCCUCCACAAUGGGCAACCAAGGGCAGGCUGCCAAACUGAUGUACGUGAUGCACAAUUCCGAAUAUCCCCUCAGCUGUUUUGCUCUUUUUGAAAAUGGCCCCUGCCUCAUAGCAGAUGCCAACUUUGACGUCCUUAUGGUGAAACUGAAAGGCUUCUUUCAAAAUGCAAAAGGGAACAAAAUAGAAAGCCGGGGUACCCGGUACCAGUACUGUGAUUUCUUGGUGAAGAUUGGCACUGUUACCAUGGGUCCCAGUGCUCGUGGAAUAUCUGUGGAGGUAGAAUACUGUCCAUGCGUGGUAGCCAAUGACUGUUGGAACCUGUUGAUGGAAUUCAUGCAGAGCUUCAUGGGAAGUCACGUUCCUGGAAUCCCUUCUGUGUUCAACAAGCAUGACAGUAUCUAUAGCCCAGCUGACACAAUGGUUCAGUACAUGGAACUCUUUAACAAGAUUCGCAAGCAGCAGCAGGUGCCUGUUGCAGGGAUCAGAUGAGGAAGCGAUCAUAAUGCCUAUUUUCAAGCUAGCAACUGUUCGCUUGAUAGUCAUAUCACAUCCCAGUACUCCAGGUUACAAUUUUCUCUCCACAUCAAAGGACAGUCCUACUUCUUUAGAGGGAUAAAAUUAAUUGUAUCUCAUCCUACAACUUCACUUAUCAGUGAUAUUUGCUUACUUUGCCCUGCUGGCCCAGUAAACUUACCUACCCUGGGUUCUCCAAGCAACAAUCCCUCAAAAAACUGGAAACUAAGGAUGAUUUAUUUGCAGAAAUGCAGAGGUUCAAAUUGUGUGUAGGUGGAAGAAUGAGCUAUGAUUGUAUUUAAUAUCCUUGGUCGUGGAUGUGAAGUUUCUGUUGAAUAUGAAAGCCCUUUGCUACUCGUUUUAAUAAAACAGCUGUAUUUUCAUAUGAUACUGUGAACUCAAUAGAUGAUUUUUCUUGCAGUUUGUGAACGUUUUAUUCUUUUAAUGGAAAUUUAAAACAGACAAAUUCAAUGUUGUCAUAGUUUAAGUUCUUUCCCUCUCACUACCUUUAUAGAAUAAAUAUUAAAACGUUGGAAUUUAGAAUUAUACCAGUUUAGAAGCUUAAUUUCUGUGAUCUUCUGAAAUAAGUAUUCUGCCUUCGACCUGUAAGUAUAUCUAAAUGGUACAGAAAGAAUCUGUUCAUGCAAAACAUGCUCCAGACCAAGAUACCAAAAUGUUUUAUUAUGAGGCCUUAGAAGCAGAUUGGUGUGACUAUGCAAGAUCUUCUGAAAUAGUAAGCAUUUUGUUGAUUGAAGAAUCUAGUGUUUCCAUCCUUAUUGUGGUUUUGUCUGUUUUUAGAUGUAUUAGUUGACUACAUUAUUGUGAACAGUUUUCUUUUGGUGCUGCAGCUGUGUUAGCUCCCAUGAAUAUCCUCCCUUUAAAAUGUCCUAAAAUAAAGAGCUAUUAAACUAGGGUCUUAUCUGCUGCA
Molecule: messenger RNA, 2003 nt
Organism: Heteronotia binoei (common prickly gecko)
Lineage: Eukaryota; Metazoa; Chordata; Lepidosauria; Squamata; Gekkonidae
Gene: MED20
Product: mediator complex subunit 20
Exons: 4
Coding region: 416-1051 (211 amino acids)
Biological process (GO): regulation of transcription by RNA polymerase II
Cellular component (GO): mediator complex
Molecular function (GO): transcription coactivator activity
Source: RefSeq, a predicted model, not a curated record